Daucus carota subsp. sativus is the source of this 809-nucleotide messenger RNA. RefSeq names its product mini zinc finger protein 3. The record is from RefSeq and is a predicted model, not a curated record. Gene Ontology annotation, cellular component: nucleus. Lineage: Eukaryota; Viridiplantae; Streptophyta; Magnoliopsida; Apiales; Apiaceae. Gene Ontology annotation, biological process: regulation of DNA-templated transcription; regulation of developmental process. Bases 301 to 600 code for a protein of 99 amino acids. The transcript has a single exon. Gene Ontology annotation, molecular function: DNA-binding transcription factor activity; transcription cis-regulatory region binding.
AUAACGAUAGAAUAAGGCCACUCAUAGUUCAUGUUAUAAAUAUGAACUUCUCUAGCUAGGGGAAACUCAAAAACUCACUAUACACAAUACUUUUAUUAGCGUGCAUUUUUGUUAAAUACCGGAACAUGUUAGGGUUAGCGUAAGACGCCCACCAGCUAGCUGUGCUGCCGCCUCUUUCUUCUGCAACUUGUUCACAGCUACCAUAAAUAUAUCUUGAUCUUCUUGGAUCUGAUAUACACGGAUCUGAUUUUCAAGAAGAUCGGCUGAUUAAUUAGGGUUACAUAAUCGAACUGAUAGCUGAUGAAGAAGCGUCAAGUGGUAGUGAGAUCGAGAGGCGGAUCUGGUAGGAGCAACAGCACAUCAAUGGCGAGAGGCGUGAGGUACGCAGAAUGCCAGAAGAAUCAUGCGGCCAACAUAGGAGGGUACGCUGUGGACGGAUGCAGAGAAUUCAUGGCGAAUGGAGAUGAAGGCUCAGCAGAAGCGCUGAACUGCGCGGCUUGCGGUUGCCACAGGAACUUCCAUAGGAGGGAAGUGGAUGAGGUAGUUUCUGAUGAGUCGUUUUCAACUAAUUCUUAUUCGCGUACUACUACUGGUGCUUAAUUGAUGCACAACUUUAAUACAACAAGAUUCAAGACGAAUCGAGACAAAGGAGAUUCAUGGUUUGUACAAAGAAUUUGUGUUUGCAUUACUUGAUCUUAAUUUAUAUAUACUCGUGUGAUCAUGUUUGAAUAUAUUGUAUACUUGUGAGCACAAUUACUUAUAUAGUGAUACAAUUAUACAAAUAUUUAUUUAUAAUUUUCCUCAGAGAA